UGUGAUCAUCCUCCUCUUACAUGUCUGAGGUGUGUGGUAGAUUUUUGCAAGAAGAAGCACCGAUGCCCUCACCCGGGAUGUUCCAUUUCUGUUUCUCCUAACAGUCCUACAAUUCAGUGGUUCAUUGCUAUUCUUGAGGAAAUGUUUAGAGAAUAUGAAGCAACUUACACUCCACCAGCUCCUAAAACUUCUGGAAAAGAAAUAUUGAAUGUCACGGUUCUAAAUGGAGAUGCUGCACAAAUACCUUACUUACCUUUUAUGACAUUAUCAGAUGUCCAGAUGCAUAUCAGUAUCAAGCUGAAGAUUCCUGCUAAUAAGCAGAAGCUGUUAUAUGAAGAUAAGGAAGUUCAGAUAUUCAAACCAAAUGGUCAAUCCUUCACACUGUCAGAGUGUAGUAUUCCUCCUUAUGCUACACUUUACCUUGUGGUCCUGCUGUACGCCAUUCCCGAGGCCUUUGAUCAUGUGGUGUUUGAUCUUUACUGGGGUUAUCCAUCCUCUGGCUGUGAUUAUUUGGAUGCUUCCUGUUUAGUGUAUCAAAAUACACAUUUUUUAAACCUGGUAGAUUAUCGUCAUUGUUCAAGGCAAGGAAUUACACAUUCUGGGGAUGUGAUGAAUUCUCACACAAGAACUGGUCAUCACACAAUCCAUGUUUAUUUAAAACAACUCCCCAGUAAUGCAACUCAUCUAUUUUUCACCCUUAGUGCUUGGAACAGCCCUAACAUUUCAAGGUACCCCAACCCUAGCCUGAAGUUCUAUGAAGCCAGCAGUGUUCACAAAGACUUGUGUAAAACAACCUUUACACAUGCAAGGUAUUCACAAGCUGUGAUAAUGUGCUCCGUAUCCAAAAACAGUCAAGGAAGGUGGGAGAUCUAUGAAAGUGGAAAGCUGAGUGCUGGCAAUGCAAAGAACUAUAGUCCAAUUAAAAGCACAAUCAUUAAUUUGAUCAAGACAGGUUAUUGAACUCACAAAUAAAUAUGUAGUACAUUUGGAUAGUACAAG
Molecule: messenger RNA, 999 nt
Organism: Saccostrea cuccullata (small rock oyster)
Lineage: Eukaryota; Metazoa; Mollusca; Bivalvia; Ostreida; Ostreidae
Exons: 3
Coding region: 142-960 (272 amino acids)
Molecular function (GO): protein binding
Source: RefSeq, a predicted model, not a curated record